Saccharomyces mikatae IFO 1815 is the source of this 1662-nucleotide messenger RNA. RefSeq names its product Ear1p (gene EAR1). The record is from RefSeq and is a predicted model, not a curated record. The transcript has a single exon. Lineage: Eukaryota; Fungi; Ascomycota; Saccharomycetes; Saccharomycetales; Saccharomycetaceae. The coding region runs from base 1 to 1662 and encodes 553 amino acids. Gene Ontology annotation, molecular function: protein binding.
AUGUCAUUCAAGUUUCUAAUAGAAUCAUUGAUUCUUGGUUCGGUAGGUGGACAGAUACGGUGCGGUAAAUCUUCGGUAAUUCCUCGUGAUGAUGUAUCCUAUGGUGGAGACAAUGCUGACGAACUUAACAUGGAUAUCAUGUUGUUUGCAUUCGGGACUCUAGUGGUGGUCUACAUCAUCAUCUGUAUUAUUUAUUUCUUCACAAAACAGAUAGCUACACGGCUGAUAACUGCAUAUUAUAACGAGCACGGUCCUGGCCAGAGAAUAUCCUUGUUCAGUGAUUAUGAUGAAAAUAAUACCCACAUACAUAGCAGAAGACUAAUGGAAAACAUGAAUUUGAGGUGGCCAAACAAUCUUGACGAUAUUAAUGAAGUAAGAGGUAAAUUGGCGCACCUAUCACCCGAAGAACAAUUUUAUUAUAAGCAAGGCGAAGAAUAUAUCAAACAAAACCCGCCCUUCUUGCUUAACCAGGGACUAUUACAGCAAUCCGAGGGCAACAAUCUGGAGGCCACCAGUGAGGACCCAAUAUUGAACGAUCAAACAAGACAGUAUAUUCAAGAGGAGGGAGCUCACGCAUGGGAGUUUAACCCAAAUCCAGAUAUGCCAAAUCAUACCGUCGUAGUGGAAAACAAAACGGAAAUAUCUUUCCUAAACUAUAAUUAUGAUGCUUCUAUAUCUACAAAUUUACCUAUUCCGUGCAUAAAUAAGGUGUACUACUGUGAAUUCAAGAUAUUCGAAACGGAUGGCCCAUUGAAUGGUAAUGAUGACACAUCCAAAAGCGUGAUUUCGUUUGGCCUCUCCACACAUCCUUACCCCUAUUUUAGGCUACCAGGGAGACAUCACCACUCAAUAGCAUAUGAUUCGAACGGGGCCAGGAGAUUUAACGACUCCUUCAAACUGAAUGAACAAUUAAAGACGUUAUUCCCACAAUGUGAAAAAGGAGACAUUGUUGGUAUUGGCUAUAGAUCACGUAGCGGAACAGUUUUCUUUACCAGAAACGGUAAAAAACUAAAUGAAAAAUCCGUUGGUGGUCACAUCCGUGGUUGGAAAUUCAAGUAUUUAUAUCCAAUUAUUGGCUCCAAUGUACCUUGUCAAAUCCAUGUGAACUUCGGUACUUAUGGCUUCGUUUACAUCGAAGCAAACGUUAAAAAAUGGGGAUAUGCAAAAUCAAACGGUAUAAAGUUGCCCCCCCCUUCCUACGAAGACUACGGUAAAGAUACUUUAUUAGAAAGUGGUGGUGAGGAUAAUGAUCUCGACGAUGAUUUAUCAGACGGUGAUAGCGAUAAUAUUACCGCUGGCAUCACCACAAAUGUUAGUGAUGAUAUAAUUAUAAGGAACGGUGAGAUAUUACCACCACCACCAGGAUUUGAAUUCACCAUGUCCCCUCCAACUGGGAAGGAGAUAUUUAAUGAGGAAAUUAAUUUAGAUUCCUUGCCCAUGCUACCGCCGAGUUACUCGGAUGAUGAACAUCAUCUGAAAAGUGAUAAAUCCGCAACAGGUCAGCGAACUAUUGGAACCAGUAGAAAUUUAAUGACUGAUGAGGCACCUUCAAAUGUUAUUGAUAAUGAUAAUGAUGACGAAGAGGAUAACAAUCACGAUAGAGAUCUCGAACAACUUUCUGCAUUUAGUAAUUACGAAAGCAGGAUGCAUGGUAUACACUAG